This is a messenger RNA of Ostertagia ostertagi, 405 nucleotides long. NCBI's taxonomy places the organism in Eukaryota, Metazoa, Nematoda, Chromadorea, Rhabditida, Trichostrongylidae. The record is from the annotation of a GenBank genome assembly.
AUGAUUAUAUCAAUUUUGGCCAGCGUUACACUUCUGAAGUUUGCAUCUUCUCAAGGAGCAUAUUAUCCCAAUCAUUGGUAUGGGGCCAAUUCAGCGAAUAUCAGAUCGGGUGUUGUUCCCGAAUGGGGACCCGUACCAGUCUCAAACGCGGGCACAUUGGCUCCCCAUGUAUGCGGAUUCAAUCCAUUCAUAAGGAAAUGUAUGGACCCCGAAAAUCACUGCCCUGGUCGGUGUAUGAACUUCCGGUACACAUACAAUACGUUGUAUGAUUCUAUAGAUCCUCUUACAACCACUACAGCCCCUAGUCGAUCGAUAACCUGGAGCCGCUCGCCAGUGACGGAGGAACGACCAAUCACAGCGACGUUCCCGCCAAUCGCUGGUACCGCCCCUCGAGACCGCUAUUAA